Messenger RNA from Parnassius apollo (apollo), 363 nucleotides. The record is from the annotation of a GenBank genome assembly. Lineage: Eukaryota; Metazoa; Arthropoda; Insecta; Lepidoptera; Papilionidae.
AUGACAGGGCGAGGAAAACUCAUGGUACAAAUAAUUAACGAAGAAAAAGAGGAUCCUGAGCAACCAGCAGCAACGGAUGAUUCAAGACCUAUUCAAUUUCCUGGUAUAGAAACCCUCAAUAAUAUAAACGAGUUAGUGCCAUCACUGAGCAUUUUAGAAUUUUUGUUGAAUCUUAAUGAGCAGCCUAUAAACGCUGAGGGACGACGAGUUCCUAAACGUCAGUAUGCUGCCUCCAGUAUACCGCUAGUAAAGAAAAUAACAAUGCCGACAAUAACUACGAGGAUCACGAUCUGGGUCAAAAUAUUAUUCCAAGUGAUGAUACUCAAGCGCAAGAAGGACCGAAACGGUGUAAAAAGAAACUAA